Lotus japonicus is the source of this 4601-nucleotide messenger RNA. RefSeq lists its product as uncharacterized. The record is from RefSeq and is a predicted model, not a curated record. The transcript is spliced from 15 exons. Gene Ontology annotation, cellular component: plasma membrane. Bases 220 to 4431 code for a protein of 1403 amino acids. Gene Ontology annotation, biological process: protein phosphorylation. Gene Ontology annotation, molecular function: ATP binding; protein kinase activity. NCBI's taxonomy places the organism in Eukaryota, Viridiplantae, Streptophyta, Magnoliopsida, Fabales, Fabaceae.
UUAGGACCCAAUAUGGUCAAGAAAUGAGACAUCACAGUUUGUAUGUACAUAUUAUGUCCCUAGUCCCUACAAGUUCCAUAUAUACAGAGACUCUUGCUUUGAAUCUGCUCUUCUUCUGCUCAACAUGAUUUUCCAUAGGCAAUAGGCAAUGUCAUGCUUGAGACUUUCACUUAUUUACCACAUAAAGAUCAGAUAUUGAGAGCUCAAACCUGAUAAGUCAUGGCCACUAAACCGAGUCACGUCGUGGUGAUACAGGAUGCAUCUAAAGAACUAAAUUCGAGAGUUUUUGAAUGGGCUCUAAAUGGAUUAUCACUUAAGCCAGGAGAUACAGUCACCCUAAUUGCAAUUCUGCAUGAGAUUUACACUCCAAUGGGGUACAAAGUCGCUGUUGAUGACAGGGCAAUGGUUGGAGUGAACCACCGGAUCAUUAGUGAAGAACUUGAAAGGAAGAAGGAAGAGUAUCAGAACCAUGAGGAGCUUUCUACGGUUGCUAAGCUAUACGAAUCCAAUGAGGUUACUUUUAAGAUAAAGUUGUUUACAGGAUCUUCACUGAAAGAUGUUGCUUUUAAAGCAGUCAUAAACUUAAAGGCAACUUGGUUGAUACUUGACAGGCAAAUGAAGAAAGAUGAGGAGUUCUUCUUGCAAAGGCUUUCUUGUGGCAUAUCAAGAUUAAAGCGUAAAAAUCAGAUAGUACGCGUAAGAGGACCUUUAAAUCAACCAGAUGAAAUACCAUGUAACAGCCAUGAAAGAGAUUAUGAAGAUAGUUUGCCAGAAAAUCCCUUCAGCAUUGAUAUAGUUCCCAAGGGUUUAAUUAAAGUUGAUGGGGUGAACCUGGUACAAUACAUGCUUGAUGAGGAAGUGGGGUUUACUACUAACAUUAAUGAAAACGCAUGUCAGACAGGUCCUGAUCACCAAAGCAUGCAUGAAAGGGACAUAAACAGUGACCAAAUGAUAGGUGAAACAGAAGGAUAUAAACCAUGCCAGGAUCUUGAACAGGAACAAAACAUGUUCCAUGAUGAUGAGGACACAACUUUUGAAAUUAACAAUUAUCGAGCAACUGCUCAAGAAAUAGCUAAUCAGCCUAGCCAGGAAGGAGAUAAGCAAUGCCAGAAUCGCAAUCAGACACAAAACAUUCCCCAUGAUGAUGAGAACACCACACUUGUACUUAACAAUUAUCAAGAAACUGCUCAGGAAAUAUCUGAUCAACCCAGCCAGGAAGUAGAAAAGACACAAAUGUUCUUCCAGGAUGAGGAGUGGGACUUAAGGCAUCCAAAAAAGAGUGAACUUAUUUAUCAAACGAAAGAUGAUCAGCUGAGCCAGAAUCCAGCAAAACAGACAGAAUUUUUUUCCCAUGGGGGUAUAUUGGAUGGAGGGCAAGAGAACAGCAAUCUGGAAAAAUCUAUGUGUUCUAUAUGCUCUGUCUGUAAAAGUAGAAGACCUAAUGUUGAAUGGCAUAAGGAAUUCACUUAUGAAGAACUCCAAGCAGCCACAGAUGGAUUCUCAUUGAAGAACAGUCUCUCUGAACGUGGAUAUCUAUUUUCCACUUUCAAAGGCCAGCUGGAGGGAGAGCUGAAAAUAGUAGUUAAGCAGCAUGAAAUAACAAACACUCAAUUAAGGGAAAAAAUCAAGUCGGAAGUCCAAACUAUCCUCAAAGCUAGACAUAAGAAUGUCGUCAUGCUAUUGGGCUCAUUUACAAAAGACCAUUUUCUGUUGAGUGUGUAUGAGUAUGCUUGCAAUGGUUCACUUGACAAGUAUCUAUCAAGGGAAAGCUGUAGGCCAUUGACUUGGAUUGAGAGGUUGAGAGUUGCAAUGGGCCUCGCCAGAGGUCUAAAGUACUUGCAUGAUAAUGACAUUAUACAUGGAAAUAUAAAACCAAGUAACAUUCUUCUAACGCAUGAUUUCAAACCCCUGCUUGGAGAUUUUGGCUUUGGAAAAAAACAUGAAUUUAAGUCCUAUAAGAAUAAAAACUUGGGGAAUUCUGAAUACAUAGCCCCCGAGUUUCAGGAGAAGGGGAAAUUAUCAACUAAGUCAGAUGUAUACUCGUUUGGGGUGGUUAUUUUAGAGUUGAUCACUGGACGUAAAGCUACAGAUAAAAUAUCAGGAGUGAAAAGCCUUGUUGGAUGGGCAAAGCCUUUUCUUGGAGGAAAGAAGUACUCUGAGUUGUUGGAUCCCACAAUCAGAAACUCAUGUGAAGACGACCAACUUCGUUGGCUGGGAAAAGUAACAGCGCAAUGUCUGAAAAAGAGUCCUAAGGAAAGAUUAUCCAUGAAUAUGGUGGUUUCUGCAUUACAAGGCAUAGCAGGUAGUGAAGAAUGCCACAAUACAGAAAACUUCACUUCGGCUUCAUCAUGUUCAAGAUUUGUGCCUGACAUGAAUGGUUCACAAAUUCAGGCUCCUACAUCACAAGGCACAGAAGACAGCAGACAGUGCUACAUGACAGAAGACUCUACUCAAGCUGUAUCACAUUCAGGAUUUCUGCCUGGCAUAAAUGGUUCACAAGGUCCAACAGAAGCUGACCAGCCAAGUCAGAAUGAGGAGGAGAUAGAGAGCAGCUCCUUUUUGGAGGAAGGGAGGUUAAGACUAAUAAUUGAAAAUAGUCACUUUUACAUGAUAGGCAAUAGCAACUCUGAUACACUGAACCAGAUUGAAGACCAAAUGCAUAUCAGGCCCCAAGGGGUGGAGAGCAGCCCAGAAAAGAUGAUAAAUAACCACAUCAUGGAUGAGGCAGUACCUGAUCAGCUGAGUGAGUUUGAAGAACAUAUGAAGAGCCAUGGGGAUGGAAAAACACAGAAAAUAAGCAUUAACCACAUGACAGGUCAGACAAAAGUUGACCAGCUGAGCCAGGAUCAAGAAGAGGAGAUGAGGUCUGUUAAAAAAAAGAGAGAAUCAAGACCAGAACCUUUUAGUGGAAUGACAGAUGAAACAAAAGAAGAUCAUCUGAUCCAGGAGAAAACACAGCUUCAGAGCAGCUACCAUGGGAAUUUACUGGAUGGACAUCAAGAUGAUACCGUUUUGGAGAAUUCAAAAUCCUCUGCAUGCUCUAUUUGCAAAAGUAAACGCCCGAAAAUUGCACGGAUGAAACACUUUCCUUACGAGGAACUCCUAGAAGCAACAGAAGGAUUUUCAGUUAUGAACUCUCUAUCUGAAACUGAAGAUGGACCUACUUUCAAAGGCCGGCUAAAGAAUAAUGUGAAAGUAGUUGUUAAAAAAUAUCAAUUUACCAGGUCCGAGGAAGAGAAGAUAUUCCAGCCAGAAGUCCAGUUGCUCAUCAAUGCAAGACAUAAAAAUGUGAUCAUGCUGUUGGGGUUAUGUACAGAUAAAAACCAAUUGAUGAUUGUGUAUGAGCAAGUAUGCAAUGGUUCACUUGACCAUUACCUAUCAAGGGGAAGUUUCCAGUCAUUGACUUGGAUAGAAAGGACGAAAGUAGCAAUAGGUACUGCCAGAGGUUUAAAGUAUUUACAUGAGAAUCAUGUAAUUCAUGGAAAUAUUAAAGCAAGUAACGUUCUUCUCACACAUAACUUUGAGCCACUGAUUGGAGAUUUUGGCUUUGGAAAAGUGAAACUUGAGUCAAAGAAAUCCAACCAAGAUAAAAAUGCACGGGAUUCUGGAUAUACAGCACCUGAGUAUCUGGAAAGUGGGAAACCAUCAACUAAGACAGAUGUGUUCUCCUUUGGAGUGCUUCUUUUAGAGUUGAUAACUGGCAGGAGGGCCACGGACAAACUACCAGGAGGCAAAAAACUUAUUGGAUGGGCAAGGCCCCUUCUGGGAGGAAAGAAGUACCCACAGUUACUGGAUCCAAAAAUCAGUAACUCCUAUGAUGAAGAACAACUCCAAUGGUUGGUCCAAGUUACAGAAAAAUGUCUCAAAAAGAAUCCUAAGGAAAGAUUUACAAUGAAUAUGGUUGUAUCUUCUUUACAAGGCAUAGCCGAAUCAACAGAGAGCAGUAUAAUUGAAGAUUCAUCUCCAGAAAAGUCAUCUUUACCAUCCGAUGAGCCUGACAUCACUAAUUCACAAGGUCAAAUGGAGGAUGAUCUGGUGAGCUGGGAACAAGAACAGAUUGACAGAAACACAUACUUGGAAGAGAGAAGCAGAUUAGAAACAAAAACUAAUCACAUGAUAGGUCAGAGUGCUGAUCAGCUGAUACAAGAUGCGGAAGAGAUGCAGAGAAGGCCUCACAGAGAGGAAAUUUCAGGAGAGAUGACUAUCCGUAAUCGAAAGAUUGCACAUAUAAACCCUGAUAGCAGCACUGCCUACACAACACAAUGUGAGAGUUGUAAGCAUACACAAGGAGAAGAAAGAACAAGCAGCAAGUUAUGUCAACGAAGGAAAAGGCGCGAAUCUUAUGGUGGAGCUAAAGACUUUUUUCUUCAAGGGGCUCAAGAGUACACAGUAUGCCAAGAAUUCUUUACCUUGAUUGAUUCAACUUCUUGAGUAUUUCAGUUACAUUCACUAUUUACACAUUCUUUUUUUCACAAUCUCAGAAAAGAAAACGAUUCCAUGGAUCCAACAAACAUAAAUGGAUCCAAAUAUACUAAAUAAUAGCAUUUCUGAGCAUGUAUGCCUAAGAACAUUUGAAACAUGUAGAUUGGUUUAUGAAACAA